CACCUGAGAACUCCCAGGCCGGUCCUCAUCUGAACAGGAAGUCUUUGUGGUCAUGCUCUCUGAGGUGACCGCCCCCGCAUCUCUGCUCUGGGCAGUGCUGCUCAUCUCGCCACUCACCGAAGCCUUCAAGCCGCUGCUCUCUCCGGGGGGCGGUUCACUUACGCACCGGGACAUCACCCAGAGGGCCAUCUUCCGCAAGACUGCCCAAGUGUGCCGCGCAAUGGCCACUGCCCAGGGUCAGGACUUCACUUUGGCUAUUGAUGACAAGCUGACGGCAUACACCCUGCAGCGGGCGUGCUUCUCAGGGGGGUCAUCCUUCCUGUCGGCCCUGGCCUUCCAGACAGCCGUGACCAAGACGUAUCUGAGCAACGCGGCCGUGGACGUUCUCUUGGCUCUGAGCGCUCCGCACCACUUUGACGACGAGACGUUUGCGGAGGGGCGUGAGGUGGUGACCCAGGCCGCCGCCGCCGCCAAGGCCGCUGUGAAGCACGGGAGCUUCAUCUCCGCCAGGAUCAGCCUGGGCUCUGCCUGUCACACACUGCAGGACUUCUACAGCCACAGUAAUUGGAUAGAGAUGGGGAACAGGGUACCAUUUUCCAAACUGAUCAGGCCAGACAUGUCUUUGGAUAAUUUGGCAGGCCCUGAAAGAGCCACCUGCAGGAACUGCACAGGAGGAAACUGUACGAAUAACGUCCUGCCUGACAUCCUGCAGGAGCAGAAACUCACGUCAGGCUACUUCAGUCUCUUCUCUUCAGCCAAGCCAGCAGGCAAGUGUAGCCAUGGUGGUUCCUUUGACCGAACCAGUGGUCAGGACCCAGUUGGUGGCAUCAACAAGGAUGACACCUCGGAGAGCCAUGGGCAUCUGCACCUGCGAGCCGCAGAGGUGGCCAUCAACGCCACCAUGGAGCUGCUGGAGGACAUCCGACUGGCCACUGGCGACAAAGACUUCCUGCGGUUGGUGGGAAUAUCCCAGUCGUCCGUGCUCUGCUUUGUAAUUGACACCACGGGUAGCAUGGCAGAUGACAUUGCCGAGGCAAAGCGCGUUUCGUUCUCCAUCAUCAACCUCAAACGGGGCACCCAGGAGGAGCCGUCGGAGUACAUCCUGGUUCCCUUUAAUGACCCAGGCUUCGGUCCACUCGUCAGGACCACUGACGCGGAUGUUUUCAAACAGGAGAUUAACAAGCUCAGCGCUGCAGGAGGAGGGGAUAUCCCUGAGAUGUGUUUAUCAGGACUUCUGCUGGCGCUAACUGGCGCUCCCCCUUCCUCGGACAUCUUUGUGUUCACUGACGCGGCUGCUAAAGACGCGGAGCUGAAGAGCACUGUGACUGCGCUGAUUGAGAGCACCAAGUCCAAGGUCACCUUCAUGCUGACUGACCCCACGCGCUCGGCACGCCGCCAUCAGCGCUCUGGGAGCCCCGCCUCCAGGGCUUUGUCCGACGCAGAGACUCAGCUGUACCGGGACCUGGCGCAGGCUUCAGGGGGCCAGGCCAUAGAGGUGUCCAAGUCCUCCCUGCCGGACGCCACCGUGGUCAUACAGGACGCCUCCACCUCAGCUCUGGUGACUUUGCUCCAGGCAGUCAGGACUCCAGUGAGGGCAGAGAACUUCACCUUCCUCCUGGAUGAGACGGUGUCCAAUGUGACCGUGUACAUCACAGGGUCCUCCUCACCCACCUUUACCCUUUACAGUCCCACAGGAGAGUCACAGGACCAUUCGGUGGCGGAGGGACCCCUGGGUACGAUUCAGAGCGUGGGGAACCUACAGCGUGUACAACUGAACACCCACAACCGCACAGGAUUGUGGGAUAUCACCAUCAACUCCGCAGCAACGUUCACUGUCAAAGUCACAGGUCAAAGUUCCAUCAACUUCCUGUUUAACUUUGUGGAGGCCUUUGAUGGUGCACAUGGAGAUUUUAGCCUAAAACAGAGUCGUCCAUCCAUUGGUAAGAGUGCUACCCUGCUGAUGUCCGUGACUGGCAGUGAUUCGUUGAAAGUGUCUGAGUUGGCUCUGGUGCCUGUGUCUGGAUCCGGGGUUCGAAAUGGAACCCUGGAGGAUUUAGGAGGUGGGGACUUCCUGGUGACGAUAGAGGAGCUGCCAGCGGGGGACUUCAACUUCCUACUGAAGGGGGAGAUCAGCGGAGUGUCCCGCUCCUCUCCCGCCCUCUUCCAGAGGCAGUCGUCCACGCAGCUCAGGGCCUCCAGCGUGGCUGUGACGGCCUCAGUCAACAGCACUCUUGAACCUGGAGCGACCUUUACUGUGCCCUUCACCGUGGAGACCAACACCACAGCGGGCAGCUACACCAUCCGAGCGAGAAACGAUCGUGGGUUCAGCUCGAGUUCCCCCAGCAACCUGAUGCUGGAGGCUGGAGGUCGUGCUGAAGGCACAGUGACCCUCACCGCUCCGUCAGACACCCCCUCGGGCACUGACGUCACACUGACCAUCGAGGCCGAGGCCCCUGGGGCCAUCGACUCCAACUACGCCGUCGUGAGCUUCGUUGUUGCCUCUAAGGUGACUGACUUCACCCGUCCUGUGUGUCAAAUAGUCAGCAUCACUGCCAACUGUACACUAGACUGCAGCCUUGGGACAUGGCAGCUCUCCGCCAACCUGAGCGACGGCAACGGCACGGGCAUCGCUUCAGUGAUGGUGCAGACGGGCAGUGGAACGAUCAGCACCACCUCCUCCGGGGUGGGCCUGACCGCUGUGCUCUACAACGCCUCCUGCUGUUCCCUGGAGGUAGAGCUGGUCAUGGUGGAUAACGCUGCCAAUGCAGCAAUUUGCUCCGCCUCCAUAAGGAAUCUCCCCUCUCCCACGACUGCUCAGCCAAUGACCACCACUGCCAACGCUACAGCCAACGCCACUGCCAACGCCAAUGCAACUGCCAACCCCACUGCCAACGGCACAGUAACGCCGGCAUCCACAACCUCUAGUGGGCAGCUCUGCAGUUACGUCUCCCUCUGGCUGUGGAUCGCAGUGAUGUCGCCGUUGCUUUAUCUCCAGGCUUAA
Molecule: messenger RNA, 3001 nt
Organism: Sardina pilchardus (European sardine)
Lineage: Eukaryota; Metazoa; Chordata; Actinopteri; Clupeiformes; Clupeidae
Gene: vwa10.2
Product: von Willebrand factor A domain containing 10, tandem duplicate 2
Exons: 16
Coding region: 53-3001 (982 amino acids)
Source: RefSeq, a predicted model, not a curated record